CCAGCGCCGCCAUCGCGCUAGCCGUACCCGUCCCGAGAUGCCAACAAGCGAUCUAAAGCGUAUUGCUUUCCUGCAGCAUGCCUUUCAAGGGAUUCGCAUGGGUCUACGCGUCGAGGACGCAUAAAAGCACGACAAAAGAUGUUUGCAGACCAACGGGAUCUCCUGCUCCUUCAGCCUUCGCCUGCCUCCUAACAUGUUCUGCAAAGUGACUCUCGUUUUCGUAGUUCUUGCUCUCCUCGCCACCGCGAACCCCGUCGUCCACGCUCCUGGUGUCAGCGUUGCGCUGGGCGAACGCAGCACACUGACUCGUGCCGAUGGUAUCUUCGACCAUGAGAAGGCCAUCCUGCACAAUAUCAAGACUCACAACAAGUACCAGAAGAACCUCCGGAAUCUGCUGGCAAACAAAGGCAGCCUUCCCGAGGGCUGGGAGAUCAAGGAGUUCCGCACUGCCUCCGCCGCAUUGCAGAAGCGUGAUACUGGUUCCGAUCCUCUGACGGACCAGGAUGACGAUGUGUUGUGGACGGGCCCGAUCUCCAUCGGCAUUCCCGGCCAGCCAUUCGUAAUCAACUUCGACACCGGCUCGUCCGACCUGUGGGUCCCCAGCUCGUCUUGCUCGAGCUGUGGCGGCAAGCACAUGUACAAGGCCUCUUCGUCUUCGACCUCUUCCAAGAAAGAUGGCACCUUCUCUAUCAAGUACGCUGAUAAUUCGACUGUCUCUGGUCCCAUUUACACCGACACCGUAACCGUUGCUGGCCUGACCGUGACCAACCAGUACUUAUCUCCGGUCACGACGCUCUCGAGCGCAUUCCAGAGCAACCCUGCUGACGGCAUUUUGGGUCUUGCCUACCCCGCUGUCUCGAACCUCAACGCGACCCCCGUCUUCAACGCGCUCAUCGACCAGGGCAAGGUCAGCGCGGGCGAGUUUGCCUUCAAGCUCGCCUCCAGUGGUUCAGAGCUCUUCCUCGGAGGCACCGACACGUCCAAGUACACCGGCUCGAUUGAGUUCCACGACAUCGACCAGUCGACGGGAUUCUGGCAGCCGACCAGUGCGAAGAGCGUCGUCGGUUCCAAGAACCCCAACACCGACUUCGAGACCGUCAUCGACUCGGGCACGACGAUCAUGUACGGCCCGCCGAGCGCGGUCAAGACCUUCUACGCGGCAGUCUCGGGCAGCAGACUGUACGACUCGGAGGAAGGGUACUACUCGUAUCCGUGCAACUCGCCGCUGACGGUCGGGUUCAACUGGGGUGGCAAGACAUGGGAUGUCACCAGUGCCAACUUCAACCUCGGUCGGACCCAUCAAGGUAGCAGCCAGUGCGUCGGCGCACUCGCAGGCCAGGAUAUCGGACUCGGGAGCGUGUGGCUGCUCGGCGACAGCUUCAUGAAGAACGUCUACACUGUGUUCUCGUUCGAUCAGAAUGCUGUCGGCUUCGCCGCUCUAGCCUAAGUGUGAGAGACACUCG
This is a messenger RNA of Phanerochaete carnosa HHB-10118-sp, 1463 nucleotides long. RefSeq lists its product as uncharacterized. Gene Ontology annotation, biological process: proteolysis. The transcript is spliced from 5 exons. NCBI's taxonomy places the organism in Eukaryota, Fungi, Basidiomycota, Agaricomycetes, Polyporales, Phanerochaetaceae. Bases 194 to 1447 code for a protein of 417 amino acids. Gene Ontology annotation, molecular function: aspartic-type endopeptidase activity. The record is from RefSeq and is a predicted model, not a curated record.